CAUCGCCGGCUUUCAUCACUCGUUCUCUUCGUCUCUCGCUGUGCUGUGCACUCACCUUCGCUUUCGCUUUACAGAUUACUUUCAUUCUUCCACAACGCGAAUUUUCGCUUUCACGCUUCACUUACUCAUCAGACCGCCAAUAUGAAGUACACCACCGCAUCUGUCAUCGCAUUCGCUGGCGCAGCCAAUGCUCUGCCUCACCCGCAGUUCAGUCUGCCAUCCUUCAGCAUGCCAUCCUUCUCCAUGCCAUCCGGUCUCUCUGGUUUGGGAGGUGGCCUAGGUGGAGGCUCCAGCCUUCCUAGCCUUCCUUCUUCAUCCGGCGGCGCUGGGCUUGGAGGGCUCAGUGACCUGAUCGGCGGCUCAGGAGGUCUUGGAGGACUUGGAGGCGGAAGCGGCUCGCUUCCUAGCCUUCCUUCUUCCACUGGUGGAUCUGGGCUCGGGGGACUCAGUGAUCUGAUCGGUGGCUCGGGGGGACUCGGUGGGCUUGGAGGCGGCAGCGGCUCGCUCCCUGGCUUGGGUGGAGGAAGCUCUGGCACUACCUCCGAUGUCCAAGUCACUGCAACCCCUACUGCCACCGGUGCUGCACCAACCAGCACUGGCUCUGCUGGAGGCAGCGCUGGGGCCAAUGCCAACAACGGCGCUAGCUGCGGCAGCACAGGAGGUAGCUCCGAGAAUGGUGUCAAGGAUGGUAAAUGCUGCACAGACAUGACAGUCAUUUUCGCUCGUGGAACCUCGGAGUUGGGCAACAUGGGCACCAUCUCAGGCCCUCCUAUGGUCAAGGCCAUCAGGGCGAAGCUUGGUGCCGACAGGGUUACCGUGCAGGGCGUUGACUAUGCGGCUUCUGCUAUCGGCAACGCCGGCCUCGGCGCAGACGGAGGAAAGGUCAUGGUUCAGCUCGCCCAGCAGGCACUGAAACAGUGCCCUGGCACCAAGAUCAUUCUCUCUGGUUACAGCCAGGGUGCUAUGGUUGUUCACAACUCUCUCUCCAACGGAAUCUCUGCAUCUGAUGUCGCUGGAGCUGUCAUGUUCGGCGACCCAUUGAAGAGCCAGGCAAUCUCCGGACUGUCCAAGGACAAGAUCAAGCAGUUCUGCGGCACCACCGACACCAUCUGUGGCGGUGGCGGUGACGGCGGUGCUACCGGCAGCCAUCUGAGCUACGGCAGCGUUGCCGACUCUGCGGCUACAUUUGCCAUCCAGGCAGCUGGUCUUGCUUAGAUGUAGUAGGGGGACACAGGAAAGGGUACAAUACAAGGAGGAUAAUAUGCUAUGCUGGG
Molecule: messenger RNA, 1274 nt
Organism: Boeremia exigua
Lineage: Eukaryota; Fungi; Ascomycota; Dothideomycetes; Pleosporales; Didymellaceae
Product: cutinase-domain-containing protein
Exons: 2
Coding region: 142-1215 (357 amino acids)
Biological process (GO): carbohydrate catabolic process
Cellular component (GO): extracellular region
Molecular function (GO): cutinase activity
Source: RefSeq, a predicted model, not a curated record